CACCCGACUCUUGCUCCACACCAUGGCCGAUCGGAGGAAGCGCCACCAGGGCUCGCGUGUGCUCGAGCAGCAGACGUACGGCGUCCAACUGAACAAGACGUUUGGGCAACACUUUCUGGCGUCUAACAAGAUCAUUACCGAGAUCAUCAACAAGUCCGAGCUCAAGUCGACCGACGUGGUGCUGGAGAUCGGGCCUGGCGCCGGCGCACUGACGUUCCGGAUGCUGGAGGUUGUGAAAAAGGUGAUUGCGGUGGAGAUUGAUCCGCGGCAUGUGGCCGAGCUGCGGAAGCGGGUCCAGGGCACACCGUACGCUAAGAAGCUGGAGAUCAUUGUGGGCGACGUGCUGCGUGUGGAUCUGCCGUACUUUGACAUCUGCGUCGCCAACAUCCCGUACCAGAUCUCGUCGCCGCUGGUCUUCAAGCUGCUUGCGGUGCCGAACGCGUACCGGUCUGCGGUGCUGAUGUUCCAGCGCGAGUUUGCCAUGCGGCUGGUGGCGGCGCCGGGCGAUCCGCUCUACUGCCGCCUCUCGGCCAAUACACAGCUGCUCUCGACGGUGGAGCACCUGGUCAAGGUCCCGCGGUCGGCCUUCCGGCCGCCGCCCAAGGUCGAGUCGUCGGUCAUCCGCAUCACUCCGCGCAACCCGCGGCCAGCCAUUAACUUUGUCGAGUGGGACGGCCUCACCCGGCUCUGCUUCUCGCGCAAGAACAAGUCGCUCGGCUCGAUCUUUCGGCAAAAGUCGGUGGCCAAGCUUCUCGAGGAGAACUACCGGACGUGGUGCGCGCUCAACAACGAGCCGGUCGAUCCCGAAGCCGGUUCGAUGAAGGAGCGCGCGCUCGCCAUCCUCACCGAGUCCGAGUACGAGAAGCAGCGUGCACGCCGGCUGGACAUUGACGACUUUAUCAUCCUGCUGACCAAGUUUAAUGAGGCCGGCAUCCACUUUUGCUGAGCUUCGAGUGCACGUCCUUCAUUCAGCCCAUGCUUGCGACGUGUGCGGCCGCGUAGGCGUUUGGUGACGCGGCGGGGAACUCGCUGUUGACGUCGACGUAGUGCUCGCCGUACUCGGUCUCACCCGCAGUCGCCAGGGAGGCGCCCGGCGAGUGCGGCAUGAUCCGGGUUUGGACGCCUAGCAGGCGGGCGGUGACCCGUGCCGCCCUCUGCUUGGAACUUGUCGGCCGGGCGCGGAGGCUCUCGACUGCGGCCUGCGCUGCGAGCUCUGUGGUGGAGCGGCGCGCGCGGGCGGCAGCGGCGAGCGCAUCUGCCGACCGCGACGUCGACGCCCACUCGACGCCCUGCACAAACGGCGGCUGGGUUGUGAUCGAUCGCGCAAACGACGAGUCUUCGACGAAGUUGACUAGCGGGACCGGGCGAGCGGCGGCGUCCGCGAUCGCGUCCUUGGUCGCCUCACCAUCAAACGACGCCGUGUAGACCGAGACGCCUGUCGGCUGGGUGGUGCCCUGGCCGGCAGACACCGCCGGCGGCGGGCAGUUGAUGGUAAAGCCCGAGGCAGUCUUGACAAUGUCCGGUGCCACCCGGCCGGACCGCGUCGCCGACG
This is a messenger RNA of Thecamonas trahens ATCC 50062, 1552 nucleotides long. Its product is annotated as dimethyladenosine transferase. Bases 23 to 946 code for a protein of 307 amino acids. Gene Ontology annotation, cellular component: mitochondrial matrix. NCBI's taxonomy places the organism in Eukaryota, Apusomonadida, Apusomonadidae. The transcript has 2 exons. Gene Ontology annotation, molecular function: rRNA (adenine-N6,N6-)-dimethyltransferase activity. Gene Ontology annotation, biological process: rRNA methylation. The record is from RefSeq and is a predicted model, not a curated record.